AUGGGCAGUCAGGUCCGCCCAGCCAGGCAUCAGCCUGCUGCGGCAGCUCAGUAUCGACCCCAGCAGCCCAUGAGCAUGGGGCCUCCGGUGUCAUCGAGGCGAGCACGCAAGCCGGAGCCUAUCACAGUAGCACAUCACCAGACCUACCGGCCAGUCAUUGUGCAAAAGGCACCUCAUUACAUCCCCGAGGCCCAGAGCGCCCAGUUCUACGAUGCCAGUGUACCUCGGAAUUACCCGCGCCGGGACAGUAAUGGUGUCUCCGAGUUUGGCAGUGAGGAUGGUGACUCGCCCAGCUUUAGGAACUACAAGGUUUCGCCCCGGGAGGUGUCGCCGCUUACACAGCAGAAUUACUCUGGCUAUCAGUCCUGGCCUGCUGGCAGGUGA
Molecule: messenger RNA, 384 nt
Organism: Pestalotiopsis fici W106-1
Lineage: Eukaryota; Fungi; Ascomycota; Sordariomycetes; Amphisphaeriales; Sporocadaceae
Exons: 1
Coding region: 1-384 (127 amino acids)
Source: RefSeq, a predicted model, not a curated record